Messenger RNA from Strongylus vulgaris, 594 nucleotides. The record is from the annotation of a GenBank genome assembly. Lineage: Eukaryota; Metazoa; Nematoda; Chromadorea; Rhabditida; Strongylidae.
AUGUCAGGCAGAAAGAAGGCUCUCCUUAAAGUGAUUAUUCUCGGUGAUUCGGGUGUCGGCAAGACUUCAUUGAUGAACCAGUAUGUAAAUCGUAGAUUCAGCAAUCAGUACAAGGCAACGAUAGGUGCUGAUUUCCUAACUAGAGAUGUUCAAAUUGAUGAUCGUACGGUAACAUUGCAGAUCUGGGAUACAGCAGGGCAGGAGCGCUUCCAGUCAUUGGGUGUUGCUUUUUACCGUGGAGCUGACUGUUGCGUACUUGCCUUUGAUGUUACGAGUGCGUCAUCAUUUAAAAGUCUCGAUUCGUGGCGAGACGAGUUUCUUAUCCAGGCUUGCCCUCGCGAUCCAGAGAAUUUUCCAUUCGUUUUACUCGGCAACAAAGUCGAUUUGGAAGCACAGCGGGCUGUGAGUGCGAAGCGUGCACAGUCAUGGUGUCAAACGAAGAAUAAUAUCCCUUAUUACGAGGUAUCAGCUAAAGAAGCGGUAAAUGUCGAAGCUGCCUUCCAAGCAAUUGCGCGUGAUGCUCUUGCUAGAGAAGCUCAGGUUAGUCAUAUUGCGUUUCGUUUUCCAAUUAUUAGCUUUCUUGGUUUUUGUUGA